Messenger RNA from Priapulus caudatus, 1011 nucleotides. RefSeq names its product kelch-like protein 8. The coding region runs from base 1 to 1011 and encodes 336 amino acids. The record is from RefSeq and is a predicted model, not a curated record. Gene Ontology annotation, molecular function: protein binding. The transcript has 7 exons. NCBI's taxonomy places the organism in Eukaryota, Metazoa, Priapulida, Priapulimorpha, Priapulimorphida, Priapulidae.
AUGGUCACAAUCACGGUCACGGUCACGGUCACGUUCACGGCCACGAUCACAGUCACGAUCACGGUCACGAUCAAGGUCACGAUCACGGUCACGAUCACGCGAUCACGGUCACGAUCAAGGUACAUGAUGACGAACCUGCACCCGGAGAAUUGCCUCGGCGUGCGAGCGUUCGCCGAGCGGCAUCAGCAUUACGAGCUGAUCAGAGCUGCCGAUCAAUACACGAUCGAUUUCUUCCCUGACGUCACGAAGAGCGUCGAGUUCACGAAUGUCACAGGCGCACACCUACUCCAGAUCAUCGCAUCAGACGAACUAAACAUCGUGACGGAAUCCGUAGUCUACGAAGCCGUCAUGAAGUGGAUAAACUUCGAUCUCAAAGCGCGGAAGGACUUCCUACCUGUUCUUAUGGCGAAGGUUCGUUUACCGCUGAUCCCUGCUGGUUACCUGGUAAACAACGUCGCCGAGGACGAGUUACUGAAGAGCUGUCUGACAUGCCGAGACUUCGUCGACGAGGCCAAGUACUUCCACAUGUCACUAACGGGUCUCGUCUCCACGCCUCGCCGCUCCGAGCGCACCACUUGCCGGAAGAGCUUUGCCGGCACGAUUUUCGUCGUUGGCGGCCGAGGCGCGUCCGUCGAGCCGCUACGCUCCGUCGAGUGUUACGACCUGCGCCGCGACAAGUGGGUGAAUGUUCCCGACAUCGGCUCCAGGCGGCGCCACGUGGGCAUCGCGGCAGCCAUGGGUAAAAUCUACGCUAUCGGGGGACAUAACGGACGGGAGCACCUGAACAGCGCUGAGGUGCUCGACCCGCGGUCAGGAAAAUGGAUGAAGCUGUCACCGAUGGCGAGUAGGAGAUGGGAGUCUAUCGCCAACAUGAGGACAGGCCGGGCCGGUGCGGGUAUCGCGUCGUGCGACAUCCUCUUCAACGAAGUUGUGACGAGUAGCUUCGCCGAGGAGACCAUGACACGACAGAGAACGCUGCGUCAUCACACAUCCGCCGCGUCACUCACCUGA